AGUCAAAUGUCGCGGACAAGGAGACUUUUUGACAUUAGCACUGUAGAAUAAUAAACAAUAAUCUGCAAUACAUUAUAAUUUCAUGUAGAAAUAACCACAUCAAAAUGGAAUCACAUCCACUAAAUUUGGCUCAUCAACAACACCGUCGUGCUGAGGCCCAUCUCGUCAACAAUAGAUACGAUGAAGCAAUGCAGUGCCAUCACAAUGCUGCGGAAUUAUUAUUGGACGCUAUGAAAUCCACGACGUCAUCAGUCACGCUAGAAUCCAUCACAUUACAGCACAGUUACCACCUGAAGCAAAAGGAUCUCAUCAAAAGCAAGAAAGAACAAUACGAUAGAGUGAAAAAGGCCAUGGAUCACAUCAAAGGUUUGAGCAAAGAUCCCACCUACAAUAAUAUAUUAAGUAAUGAUAGUUCUAAAGUCCAAGUUGCUAUAUAUAGAACAAUAAGUGAAGCAGAUUCUUUGUUAUACAAAUUAAAAAAUCCAAGUUCUGAACAAGGCCAUGUGAAAGACACAAUUGCUAAAGUGGAUGUAGUGGAUGGAAAGAAGAUAGAGAAAGGAAAAGAAACAGUUAUAGAAGAGUUACAGAUAUUGAAUCAAAAUUUACAUUCCCUUGUAGAGCAAUUGGUGUUGCAAGCUGAAGUACUGAAGGAUGAAAACAUGACGUUAAAAGAAAGAGUGAGUUACCUGGAAAAAGAGAGAGUCAAGUACCUGAACCUUCCAACUCAAAGUGAUUUGUUACAACGAAACUUUUCAAAUAUCAGCGGAAAUGAAGGUUUGACAAAUGAGUUUAUCCAGAAGAUGCCGAUUGCAAAAGAACCACAUCAUCGACCAGUUGUUCAACCUCAUUUUGAUCUAAGUGCACUUAAGGACUUAUAGUUAAAUAAUGGACUGUUCAAGCUGAGUUUUUAUUAAAUAAAUCAGUCACCAAUGGAUAAUAUUAUCCAACACAUGGUAUUGUAUUUGACUGGUUAUAAAGCAAUUGAUACAAAGCUACAGGUAUUGUAUAAGGUGCUUUGUUCUCUAUAGAUUUUGUUUACUCAUUUUAAUUAACAUAAAAUGUAUUUUAUUUCAUUACAUUUGUUUUCAUAACAGUAUUUUGUAAAAAUGUUUUCUUUUUUUUUAAAUAACCAUGACAAGUGCCAAAAUCAUCAUGAUAAAUGGAUGGAGGUAAAAUAAUUUUUAUGUCUUACAUACUACAAACCAUUAAAAUUUUUUUUUAUUUGUGUCAUGUACAUGUAUGUACCAAUAUUUUUUAUUGUCAUGAUCCUUUCAUGUUGUGGUAUUCUUUUGAUUUUAUUCAUAAAAGCUUAAUUAGACUUUAGGUAGUAUUAUGUACCUUGUGUGUUAUAUGUACAUUAUAUUUUUUUGUUACAUCUUUAAUAAUGUGUAU
Messenger RNA from Spodoptera litura, 1392 nucleotides. Its product is annotated as nuclear receptor-binding factor 2. The record is from RefSeq and is a predicted model, not a curated record. Gene Ontology annotation, biological process: autophagy. Lineage: Eukaryota; Metazoa; Arthropoda; Insecta; Lepidoptera; Noctuidae.